Molecule: messenger RNA, 724 nt
Organism: Haplochromis burtoni (Burton's mouthbrooder)
Lineage: Eukaryota; Metazoa; Chordata; Actinopteri; Cichliformes; Cichlidae
Product: ladderlectin-like
Exons: 5
Coding region: 1-462 (153 amino acids)
Molecular function (GO): signaling receptor activity
Source: RefSeq, a predicted model, not a curated record
AUGAAGCUGCUGACUGUGUCUGCACUUCUUUGUGCAGUGAUGGACAGCAUCUUGUCGUCAAGAGAUUCCGGCACUGGUAUUUUGGUUGGAGUAGGUACGGAAACAGAUACUUCCGCUACUGUCCCUUUCACUAUAGAAGCUCAGAGACACUGUCAGUCCAUGCAUGUAAACCUGGCAUCUGUACACAGCCUUGGAGAGUACCGCAAGAUUCAGAGGGUCAUAUAUCGUUCCACUCACAGUUACCCAGUUACAUGGAUUGGAGGCUCUGAUGCUCAACAGGAGCGUUAUUGGUUUUGGAUUGAUGGAACUCCUUUUACAUACGCAUACUGGUGUCGUGGAGAGCCUAACAACAUUGGGGGCAGAGAGCACUGCCUACACAUGAACUGGACAGGACUGAAGUGUAUGAAUGACAAAUCCUGUAACUAUCGAUACCCAUUUGUCUGCGUCAAGAAAAGAAGAUAACUCCUUGUCUGACGUGAAGCUAUAGUUCACCAAACAAAGAAGCAAAUAAUCUCAAUUACCCCGGAAGAAUCUUUUUUAUAUCUUUACUCCUUUUAUUUUGCUGUAAUGCUACAUAAGGAAUGAAUCAGCAAACGCCGUAACCUGGAGCUGGAUUGUCUCUUUUAAUAGCAUCAAAAUGAAUGUGUAAUGGAAAGAAUGCUUUUAGCAAAACUUCAUUCGACUGCAUGAACUCUUCUUUCUCGCCUCCAUUAUUAAACUCUUA